Molecule: messenger RNA, 2044 nt
Organism: Salvia hispanica
Lineage: Eukaryota; Viridiplantae; Streptophyta; Magnoliopsida; Lamiales; Lamiaceae
Source: RefSeq, a predicted model, not a curated record
AAGCACCAUGGAUGGCCUCAAGACUCCUUUUAGUGGAGUCAAGAAGGAUUUCCAAGGCCGGUUAGCAUGCUACAAGAAGGACUGGCUCGAUUCAUGUGGCUCGGGUGCAAGGAUUCUUGCUCCAACAGCCUACAUUUUCUUUGCUUCUGCUCUCCCUGUGAUUGCCUUUGGAGAGCAGCUAAGUAGAGAAACAGACGGAAGGUUGAGCACCCCUGAAACUCUUGCUUCUACGGCUAUAUGUGGAGUCAUUCACUCCAUUUUUGGUGGACAGCCGCUAUUGAUCUUAGGGGUUGCGGAACCAACCAUUAUUAUGUACUCCUACCUGUAUAGUUUUGCUAAAAAAACCGUGGGAACGGAAUUGUAUCUAGCCUGGACUGGCUGGGUUUGUGUCUGGACUUCUUUGAUGCUGUUUCUUCUUGCUAUAUUCAAUGCUUGCACCAUCAUCAAGCGAUUUACACGAGUAGCAGGGGAACUUUUCGGCAUGUUAAUCACUGUUCUUUUCCUUCAAGAGGCCAUCAAGGGUGUGGUUAGUGAAUUCAGUAUUCCAAAGGGUGAAAAUGCCUCCGAAGAAAAAUUCCAAUUCCAGUGGCUUUACACUAAUGGAUUGCUCGCUAUCAUAUUUUCUUUCGGCCUCCUUAUCACUGCCCUCAAGAGCACGCAAGCUAGGUCCUGGCGUUAUGGUUCAGGCAUGUUUAGGAGCCUUAUUGCAGACUACGGAGUUCCCUUGGCGGUUAUAGUAUGGACUGCGUUAUCUUUUAGCUUACCGAGCAAGAUCCCUUCAGGAGUCCCAAGGCGGCUUUUCUGCCCCGAUCCUUGGGAUCCUGAGUCGCUGUAUCACUGGACCGUGAUAAAGGACAUGGGGAGGGUACCAGCAAUGUACAUUUUUGCUGCGAUAAUACCGGCCUUGAUGAUCGCGGGUCUGUACUUUUUCGAUCAUAGCGUAGCUUCACAGUUGGCACAGCAAAAGGAAUUCAAUCUGAAAAAGCCCUCUGCUUACCAUUAUGAUAUCAUGUUGCUGGGAGUGAUGACUUUGAUCUGUGGAUUACUCGGACUACCUCCUUCAAAUGGUGUUCUUCCUCAGUCUCCUAUGCAUACUCGGAGUCUUGCAGUCCUCAAGAAGCAGUUGAUACGGAAGAAAAUGGUGAAGUCUGCAAAGGAGGGCAUGAAGUUGCAAGCGAGCAAUUCGGAGAUAUAUGGGCGAAUGCACGCUGUGUUUGUUGAGAUGGAGGGUGGCGCCCAUUCGCACGCUUCGGACAAAGACCUAGCGAGCUUGAAAGAAGCCGUCAUGAACCAUGAUGAUACAGACUCAGAUAGCGCGUUCGACCCUGAAAAGUGCAUUGAUCUCUACUUGCCUGUCCGAGUAAACGAGCAGCGGGUCAGCAACUUGUUGCAAUCCUUACUUGUGGGGGUCGCUAUAUGUGCUACUCCCGUGCUCAGGUUGAUACCUACCUCGGUCUUGUGGGGAUACUUCGCCUACAUGGCCAUUGACAGCCUCCCCGGAAACCAGUUCUGGGAGAGGAUUCUGCUGCUGUUUGUUCCACCUGGCCGUCGCUUCAAAGUCAUCGAAGAUUUCCAUGCCUCGUAUGUGGAGGGGGUCCCGUUCAAAUACAUCUUCCUGUUUACGAUCUUCCAGCUCGCCUACCUCCUACUGUGCUUUGGAAUCACAUGGAUACCGAUUGCUGGGAUAUUGUUCCCGUUGCCUUUCUUCCUCUUGAUCAGCAUACGAGAGCACGUUCUUCCCAAGGUGUUCCCGUCUCACUACCUACGCGAACUAGAUGCAGCUGAGUACGAAGAAAUCAUUGGGCGCUCGUUCAGGAACAAGAGCCUAUCCAUCAAGGACAGGGAGAUACCUGACAUUGACAAUGAUGAAAGCUCCCCUGAUGUAUCUUCUGCUGAGAUAUUGGACGAGAUUACAACGCGCAGAGGUGAACUAAAGCACCGGUCAAUGAGCUUUAAUGGCAUGCGGCAGCUUCAGGCUGUGCCAGAAGGUUCAGGCGGGGCAUAGACGCGAGAUCAACAAUGCUGCGUUUACAAGAGCGAGAAA